Molecule: messenger RNA, 4692 nt
Organism: Chiloscyllium plagiosum (whitespotted bambooshark)
Lineage: Eukaryota; Metazoa; Chordata; Chondrichthyes; Orectolobiformes; Hemiscylliidae
Gene: gpr155b
Product: G protein-coupled receptor 155b
Biological process (GO): intracellular signal transduction; negative regulation of BMP signaling pathway; transmembrane transport
Cellular component (GO): membrane
Source: RefSeq, a predicted model, not a curated record
AACGCGUGCACCAUCUCGGCGUUCGCCUCCCCCUCCCACUGCAGCGUUUUGAACACAGCAGUGAGUGACAGCAGCAGCCGCAGCAACUCGGGCUGCGGGAAAUCUCCUCAGGGGGAGUCAGAUCCGCUGGCUGGCAGAGCGGGGCGCACUUCCUCAGCACAGCUUCUGCUGAAAUGGGGUGGAGAGGAGAGGCGGAGCGGGAAGUGCGGUUUGGCAGCAUAGGGAAAUCUCGAGGGGGAAAAGGACGAGAUCAAGCAGUAACGUGCCGGGGUAACAGUCUUUCAGUGCAUUCUGCAGUAAAGAAACAUUCGUGCUUCUGUUAGGUACAGCCUUCGUGUGAAAGCGCCGUUUUAGCGUCUUAGUCUACCGCAGCGUUUGGAUUAAUUUUCAUGCUCAGAUUUUGCGACAGUGACGAUCAGCAGAAAUAUUUUACCAAGCUUUGUACCUCUAGCUAAUGGUACAAUGCUCUGUGCUGCUGGCUUGCUUGGAUUAUUAAGGGGUUACAGAGCUGAAAUGGACGGGGCCACUAGAAUUCCUGUCACGUUUGAUGUUGCAAAUGUCAGUUGUUGGAUUAGGCAUUAUUGCGCCAUUGACUCUCAAAUGCGCAGUAAAAUCUAAAAUCACGUUGGUGCUCAACUUGGGACGAUGCAUAUAUUGUUCCAGUGAACCCCCUACAAAAAGCAGAUCCUUCAACAUCGGUGGAAGGACCAGGCAGAUUAACUUCUGGUAUAAUACUUCAUUAAAGCCAAGAGAGAUAAAUCAGUAACAGAAGAGAUUUGCAAAGAGUUUGGGACUGGGAAAGAUCUGGACAAUUCCUGUAACACUGGGGAGAAAGGCAUGUCCCAUGAAGCUAAAAUUCAGUGAUGAUCAUGCUAGGAUUUGAGUUUCAAGAAGCUUGCUAAAGGAAUGCGUGCACAGACCCAAUAAGCACCUUUUAUUUGAUAUAACAACAAUAUCAUCAUUGACUCGCUUCAUAAAUUACAAUUUGCCUGUAAUACAAACAGCCUUGAAGUUAACAGAAUGGCAGUUUUGGAGAUUGGCACAAAUUCCUCUGUGAGCUUUGUUCCUUCAAUGUCUAUUGAUAGACUUUUCCCAGCUCUUCUAGAGUGUUUUGGCAUUAUUCUUUGUGGAUAUGUUGCUGGACGAGUGAACAUCAUUACUUCUACACAAGCCAAAGGUUUAGGAAGCUUUGUUUCGAAGUUUGCACUGCCUGGCCUCCUUUUUAAGAACAUGGUGGUUUUAAACUUCGUUCACGUAAACUGGAAUUUUCUUUGGAGUGUUCUUGUGGCUAAGGUUACAGUUUUCAUAAUAGUUUGCACGCUGACUCUCCUGAUAGCAAGUCCUGAAAACCGAUUUGGUAAAGCUGGACUCUUCCCAAUUUUUGCUACACAGAGUAAUGAUUUUGCUUUGGGAUAUCCUAUAGUUGAAGCUCUAUACAGAGAUACAUAUCCGGAAUACCUUCAGUACAUUUACUUGGUGGCACCCAUCUCACUGAUGUUAUUAAAUCCAAUUGGUUUCAUCUUCUGUGAAAUACAAAAAUGGAGGGAAAAUAUGAACACUGAACAAAGCAAACUGAAGACUGUUGCACUGGUAUUGUUACAGGUUUUUAAAAACCCAAUUGUUUUUAUGGUCAUUGUUGGAAUUUGUGGGAAUUUUAUCUUUGAACGAAAGAUUCCGGUGAUUAUUGGAGAAUUUCUGGAUGGUCUGGCAAGCUCUUUCAGUGGUUCAGCUCUCUUUUAUCUUGGACUUACAAUGGUGGGACAAAUCAAGAAACUGAAAAAAAAUUCAUUUGUUGCAAUUAUUCUGCUGAUCACAGCCAAACUGUUGGUACUUCCCCUCAUCAGCCGUGAAAUGGUGGAAUUACUAGACAAUGGUAAUACUGCAGCUAACUACACCAGCCUCUCAAACUAUGCAUUUUUCUAUGGCAUUUUUCCAACAGCACCAAGUGUAGCUAUAUAUGCAAGUCAAUACAAUAUGGAAAUUGAAAUUGUGACUCCUGGGAUGGUGAUAAAUACAUUUGUAUCUGCUCCCAUUAUGUAUGUGUCUGCUUGGCUUUUGACAAUUCCAUCUAUGCACACACAGGUGUUACAAUCUGCCAUUCAGAGCAUCAGCUUUGACAUAAGCAUAGUCACCCUUGUUUUUCUGGUUUGGUCUGUGGCUGUUAUGCUUUUGAGUAAGAAAUUUAAGCAGUUACCGCAUUUAUUCUCCAUUAAUCUGCUGCUUGCACAGAGUAUGGUCUGUUUGGGAAUGAUCAUGUGGUAUGUUAUCACCAAGCAAAAUACUCGUCUUGGUCAAGUGCUGGUCUUCAUUGUGCUAUAUUGUUCUUUGUAUAGUACGUAUGUAUGGACAGGUCUCAUUGCUCUCUCAUUACUCCUGUUGGAGAAAAAUGCAUCCAAGCAAAAAGGAUUCUUCAUCAUUGCUGGAUGGGGAAUACCAGCAUUCAUUGUGGGAAUACUACUGUUAACUGGUCACCCAAAUACACACACACUGGGAGAUUCAGCAUUCUUUUAUGGAAAUACUCAGGUUAUUAGUACAGCAGCAGUGCUAUCAUGUAGCAUUAUUCUUGCGGGUUCAUCAUUGAUGUUACUGAGUCGGAAGAGGCAUGAUAAUGCUUACCAGAUACUACAGCGCGAUUCUAUUUCCAGCAAUACGAGUGAGAAUCCUAGCCGAACAACAGCUACAAAUGUCACUCCUGAUGUAGAAUUUGCAACUGGAGAAGAAAUAUGUCCAUGUCAGAUGGAAAAUCAAAGUACAUUAUGUUGUUCCAACCAACAAGUUCAGAAUAAUGGCAGAAGUAUAAAUGAGGCAUCGUUGAGUGCAGAACAAUGUACAACAUCAUGCAAUGCUGAAAACUGCAUAUUGAUACAAGAAGAGCAGCAUUUGCAGAAUACUGAUCCACAGCUGGCCAGACAUGUGUUGCUGUGCUUGCUUCUCAUUGUAGGCUUGUUUGCUAACGUAUCCAGUUGUUUAUGGUGGUUGGUUAAUCAUGAACCAGGUCGCCUUUAUGUUGAGCUACAGUUCUUCUGUAUAAUCUUUAAUUUUGGUCAGGGUUUUAUUUCUUUUGGCAUAUUUGGGCUUGAUAAACAUUUAAUCAUACUUUCGUGUAAAAAGAGACUGGAAUUCCUAUUGCAUGGAAGAAACUUAGGAGGACAGACUGACGAUCCAUUGACUGAUGACAUAAGAUUGACUUGCCAGCAGUUUUCUCAAUAUCAUAUGGGUCAAUGUGCCAGAGACAUCGUCAAAGCGAGGAGGUGUGGUGCAGAAACCUUCACAGAUGUCUUCCGAGGCUGUGAUCUAGUGGAUUGGUUGAUUCAAGUUGGUCUGGCCCAUGACCGAGGAGAAGCUGUUAAGUAUGGAGAUCAAUUACUAGAAGGUGGUGCCAUUCGACACAUUACCAAUGAAUAUUCAUUUCAGGAUGAAUCUUUGUAUUAUCGCAUGUCGCAUGAUUUGUACAAUUAUUAGAGCUGCUUUGAAUCUACAGAUUAAAUUUACAAGAUUUUCUUCAUUGCCAUAAAACACAGUAUGAUAUAUUUUUAAUUUCUGCCUUUUUAAAAUUCUUCAUACUAUUAACCAAAGAAUUUGGAAUCCCAUUUACUAAAUAAAAUUAAGUUUGCUUCCAAUUUUUAAGAUAUAAAACUCAUGCUGCAUUAGUGUAUUGAAAGUAAUCUCGGAUCCGUGAAAGUGUUAAAUGUGACAGUAGUGUCAAGGUGGACAAUGAUUUAAGGGUUUGCCUUCCAUUGUAUUGUAACCAUAAUUGAGUCAAAGUGAUGAGAUCACAUUGAAAUACCAAGCUAAUAUUUUGCGUUUUACUUUUUGGAACAGAAAAGCUGAAAACUGCUUUUGCAACAGUUCUUUAUGGAACUAGACAUUUAAAAACUUUCAAUCUUCCAUGUGUUCAUUCAUCAUUGUAACAGCCUUGGGAUUUCUCCUUAACAUUAAUAAAAAAUAAAAAUUGACUAAAACAGGGUUAAAAAAUAGAAAUGAACUGAACAUUGAGUCAUUAAUUAAAUGUAAAUUACAUUCUUAAUGACUCCAGUCUUUAUAUAUAUCUUCAUAACGGGUGUGCUAAAGUUUGCAUAACUAUAUGUUUAAAAAUUGCACUUUAAGUUAAAAGGGAUACUUUUAAAUUCAUUUUAAGAUAUGUAAAAUACUAUGUGAAAGCUGAAUCUUUUAACUUUAUUUAUCCAAAUUAUCUGUUCAACACUGAAUUUUCAAAGAUCAAGAAAGAGCCUGAUAAAAUAGAGAUGGGUUGACAUCCCUAUUUAAGUUACUUUUAGCUGUAUGGUAAAAUAAUUUAAAAAGCAUAUAAAUUUUUGGAAUGUAAGGUUUUGGUAUUAUAAUAUUUUGAUAUGUUUAGUAUGUCCCCAUGUCCUGUACAAAUGAAGAAAUAAAACAGUUUUAAUACUCGAGUUUUUAGAAGACUGGAAUAGUUUUGUAUUUUAAUGUGUAGUCAGAUAAUAUAUGGCUGAACUUGAAAUUCAGAUUUCAUUUGUGUUCAUUUAAACAUUGCAUAUCUUGAGAUAAGACCCUAUCAUUCUUCAGUUUGUUGAUUUUGAUUUUGGUUUCUUCUGUAGAGUAAUUUUUUUUUAACUUAUUAAGCUGCAACUAAAUUUAAGUAGUGAAAUUAUGAUGUUUAUUUGUCUGGAGAAAGUUCCAGUGGUAUGUGAACAUUAAAUGAAAGUGCUCAGAAAA